AUGAAGUUCGUAGUUUCUGUAUUUGUACUAGCUCUGGUAGCAGUUGCACUUGGGGAUAAGCCUCACUACGAUGUAAAUAACGCUCCUGCCCUUUUUGAAAAAUAUAUUAAAGACUACAACAAGAGUUACAAGGAUGCAGCUGACAGAGAAGUACACUAUCAGGCCUUUGUGAAAAGCUUGCAAGAAAUUAACGAAGCUAAUGCCAGACCCUCUGGCACUAUAUACGAUCUAAACAACUUUUCCGAUUACACCCCGGAAGAACAACAAAAGAUGCGUGGUUUGUUGAUCCCAGCUCUGGUAGCAGUUGCACUUGGGGAUAAGCCUCACUACGAUGUAAAUAACGCUCCUGCCCUUUUUGAAAAAUAUAUUAAAGACUACAAUAAGAGUUACAAGGAUGCAGCUGACAGAGAAGUACACUAUCAGGCCUUUGUGAAAACUUUGAAAGUAAUUAACGAAGCUAAUGCCAGACCCUCUGACGCUACAUACGAUCUUAACAACUUUUCCGAUUACACCCCGGAAGAACAACAAAAGAUGCGUGGUUUGUUGAUCCCAGGAAAUUACUAA
Molecule: messenger RNA, 564 nt
Organism: Danaus chrysippus (African queen)
Lineage: Eukaryota; Metazoa; Arthropoda; Insecta; Lepidoptera; Nymphalidae
Source: the annotation of a GenBank genome assembly